UAUCCUUUUUACUUUAAUAUUUGUGUAUGUAACCUAAGGUUCUAUGAAUAAUUAUCAAUAAUAGGAAAUCGGAGUGAGUUCGGUGAUUUUAAUUAGUUCGAGAACAUCAUGACAUAAUGUAGAUAACUGAACACUUUAUUGAUCAAAUGCAACUUUUUGCAUGAAGACCUAUGUUGAUUUAAAAUAAUAAAAUGUAUUGAUUGUUGAAAUAACGUUUUAUUUGAUGCUUGCAGUGAAGUUAUUGUAAAAAUGGAAAAUAUUAAAAGGUGGGUAACUUGGAGCAUAUUUUCGACAAGUUUAAUAGUGAUUUACGCAUCGCCGCUGCCGCAGUGUGAACGCGCCCCGGCGCGCGCAGCCGCGGAUGCGUAUUAUCGGUUAGGUAUUGCCGGCGAGCCCGACUUAUUCCUGCCUGGAGAACUUUAUACAGUCUCACUUCACGGCGUUGAUAGCGGGCAAGGUGCGACCCCUUUUAUAGGAUUCGCUAUAUGGGCCGAAUUAAGCGCCGAUUUCGGUAAAGAUGGUAGUGAUGAAAAUGGUAAAACUACAGUUGCACCAAAAUUGCCGACUCUUGGAGUUUUUCAGGCCUAUGACGCUCAGACAAAGAUACACGAAUCUUGCGCUCCGGCUGUGGACAACGCGACCGCUCAUCCUAAAACAGAAGUGCAGAUCUUAUGGAAUGCCCCAUUGAAUGUGGCAAAUACUUGUAUAAGAUUAUGUGCCCGUGUUGGUCCCGCAAUUGGCGCUAAAACGUGGUCAGUGUUAGCGCGUAAGAUAUGCCCGACAUCCGUCGCUCCUUCUACCUUCGCCCGACAACCGCCCAUUGUAGAGCCAUGCUGUGCCUGCGAUGAGGCCAAGUAUGAGAUUACUUUCGAAGGGCUAUGGUCACGCAACACUCAUCCGCGAGUUUCCCCAGAAAGUGCGCACGCGCACUUCGGGGACUUGAUUGGUGCUUCACAUACGGCCCAAUAUAGAGUCUGGCAAGAGGGUAGAGUGGCUAGCACGGGACUUCGACGCUUAGCAGACGAUGGCGCUACUACUGCGCUGGAAAAAGAACUUAAAGCAGAGAGCGACCAUAUACGUACAAUAAUCAAGGCUCGUGGCAUAUCGUGGCAGCAGGUUGCCGGAGUUAAUAACCCGAGCACGUUUGCAGUGUUUCGCGUGGAUGCCAAACAUCAUUUAGUAUCAUUGGCGGCCAAGCUGGCACCCUCUCCUGAUUGGAUCGUGGGCGUCUCUGCGUUAGAGUUGUGCAAUGCUAAUUGUACCUGGCGAAGAUCUGCCACGUUGCCUCUGUACCCUUACGAUGCUGGUACUGACAGCGGCAUUAGUUACACCUCACGACGUAUGCCAACUAUACCAGCAGCGCCUGUGCGCGCCCUCAGGUCCGACUGGCCUCGAGACACGCGAUCCCCAUUCUACAGCUCUAAUGUCGAGAAUAGACCGUUCGCGCGACUGCGUCUCACUCGACUGCGACUUUAUGAAAAGAGCUGCGAUGCUCCAGACGUAGGGCACGAGCACGUGCCGGAGGUGAUCGGGUCGAGUGGUGGUGCGGGCGCGUGCGCGACGCAUGCGUGGGGCGCGUGGGGCCCGUGCAGCGUGACGUGCGGGCCGGGCCGCGCCGCGCGACAGCGGCAGUAUGUGUGGCCGCACCGCGCGCGCGCCGACGCCUGUCGCACGCCGCUCACCGACUACAGGCGCUGCCAUGGACCGCGCAUGCACUGCAAAGCUCCAUCGGAAUACGAGCCGGACCCGGCGGAGUCGAGCGGUCCGUGCGCGGUGUCGCAGUGGUCGGAGUGGUCGCCGUGCGAGGGGUGCGGCGUGCGCGGGCGCUCGCGGCACUACUUGGCGCCGCGCGCGCACAAGCGCUGUCACGUGGGGUACCGCGCGCGCAUGGUCAUGGACCAGGCCAUGCCUUGCGACGCUGGACCUUGCGAGAAACCACGAGGACCGCACGUGAAUGCUACUAACUUCGAUUGGUUUUAUGUGGACACGGCGGGCGGCUCGUGCGCGGUGACGGGGUGGGGCGGCUGGUCGCCGUGCUCGGCGCGCUGCGGGCGCGGGCGGCGCGUGCGCGCGCGGCUGUACGUGUCGCGCGACCCGCGCACGCAGCACCACCUCACGCGCACGCUGCUCGAAUCCUGGAACCGACGGUUUGCGCAUCUGCAGAAGAUCGAAACUGCAGCGGAGAACAUAACAGCUGACGAUCCGGAGAUAGAAAGCCUUGUGCAGGAACAUUUAGAGAAAUGUCAGUUCACGUUGACGCUCCAAGAAGCACUCUGCGAUGGGGAUGAAGAAGACUGCAUGAAUUCCAGCACCUACACAGAGAUAUGCAAGUUGCCAGUAUCAGUGGGCCACUGCCGCGGGUACGAGGAGCGUUGGUUCUACGACUCUGCCCGCAACUCGUGCGAGCCCUUCGGCUUCAGCGGCUGUGGCGGCAACAACAACAACUUCCCCACCCGUGACGUCUGCUUGCAGAAGUGUCGCUCCAACCAGACCGUCGAGAGUGUGACAACUGUUGCUAGUGAAGUUACGACGAAAAAACUAAAACCGACUCCUUCCUCUGAAGAUAAUGAAGUGGUACAGAACGACACACCGGUAUUUCCUGAAGGCGCUUUGAACUGUGCGAUGGGUCCGUGGCUCGGGUGGAGCAAUUGCUUCGGGGACUGCAAGUACGCUGUCAAACUUAACUACCGUUUGAUCAUGCACAGAUCGGUGGCAGGAGCUGGCAAGUUCUGCGGUCGACUUGUGAAAAGUCGACUCUGCAAACCCACAUACUGCCGUCAGAUGCUGUUGGGUGCCACCACUGACGCCACCGACGUCAACAACAUCGAUAAAGCUAGUUCCGACAACGAUUCAUCGUAAAUG
Manduca sexta (tobacco hornworm) is the source of this 2862-nucleotide messenger RNA. Its product is annotated as spondin-1. Gene Ontology annotation, cellular component: extracellular matrix. Gene Ontology annotation, biological process: cell adhesion. Gene Ontology annotation, molecular function: serine-type endopeptidase inhibitor activity. NCBI's taxonomy places the organism in Eukaryota, Metazoa, Arthropoda, Insecta, Lepidoptera, Sphingidae. The record is from RefSeq and is a predicted model, not a curated record.